CUGCAGGCUAUGCUGAGCUUCGGUAGGAUCCACCAUAAACCAUCAGCCUAGUCUAAGUCUGUAGAUGAGAGCCAGGAUGGAUGCUUGAACGCACGGCUUCAGCAGGUGUGUUUUGUGCAUGUCUCAGUGGUCCGUUCUUCAGCUGGUCGCUGUAUUCAGGACCGUCGCUACGGACUUUACGUAAGAUGUUGCGCUGGGUGCAGCAUCCGUCCCUCUCUACGGCCACGACGCGCACGAUCUGCCUGCAUACACUUAGAAAAAUGCGCCAGUAGGUCUGCGCGCCCCGUACCCCGGAUAAUCAAAUUACAUUCGAUUUUCACACUUUACGGCGAGCGAUCGCGUCGUUUUUGUUCCGGCGGUGGUAUGAUCUGUUAACUAUACAUUCACCGUUAUUCACCGUGUCGGCGCGCACCGACGCGCUCCGGAUCUCAGAGAGACGCCGAAUCAACGGGGGGAAGGAAAAAAAAAAAACCAUUGGAAGAAGAUCCGUCGAGGAGAAAGGAAAAGGUUUCCACAUGGUUACGGUGUGUGUGGUUCAUUAGAAGAGGAUCCGGACGAUGCGAUGGAUGCGUGAGAGGAGAACGUAAGCAAGGCCAGUGCUGACUGUGAUGAUUCUGAGCAGAAGACUCCCAUAGCAGCAUCCAGUGCUGUUGACAACUGUGUGGAUUACACUUUGAUGCCACAAGAUACCUGAUUCCACAAGUUAAUCGUAAAAAAAGAAAGGGGCAGGACAUGACUCAGUUGCCAUGCAGGCUGCUAUUGUAACAGGCUUUUUCAGCCCCUCCCCCCUCAUCUGGUUGGUCCAACUCUUGUUGUGGCCACACCUCCUUGGACCUAGAUUGGCCGCAGCCAGUCCCGCCUGCCCUGCUCCCUGUAGCUGUUCCAAUCAAGCCAGUAGAGUGAUCUGUACCAGAAAAGGCUUAAAUGAAGUUCCACAGAGUAUCUCGUCCAAUACUCGAUACCUCAACCUCCAGGAGAACUCCAUACAGGUGAUCAGGUCAGACACCUUCAAGCACCUAAAUCACCUGGAGAUCUUACAGUUGUCUAAGAACCAGAUUCGCCAGAUAGAAGUGGGAGCUUUCAAUGGCCUUCCCAAUCUUAUCACCCUGGAGCUUUUUGACAACAGACUACCACUGGUACCAUCACAGGCGUUCGAGUACCUGAGCAAGCUACGUGAACUCUGGCUAAGGAACAACCCCAUAGAGACACUCCCGGCAUAUGCCUUCCACCGCGUGCCGUCGCUGCGACGGCUAGACCUUGGCGAACUGCGCAAACUCAGUUUCAUCUCGGAGGCCGCUUUCGAAGGGUUGCUGAAUCUACGUUUCCUGAAUCUUGGCAUGUGCGGGCUUAAGGAUGUACCCAACUUGACGCCUCUCGUGAGGCUAGAGGAACUGGAGCUGUCUGGAAACCAGCUGGGAGUGGUGCGUCCUGGAUCUUUCCAAGGCCUGGUGGCUCUACGCAAACUAUGGCUCAUGCACUCUCGGAUCUCCGUCAUUGAGAGGAAUGCCUUCGAUGACCUCAAGAACCUGGAGGAGCUCAAUCUGUCUCACAACUCUCUGCAUUCGCUGCCCCACGAUCUCUUCACUCCACUGCAGCAGUUAGAGCGUGUCCAUCUGAACCACAACCCUUGGGUUUGCAACUGCGACGUUCUGUGGCUGAGCUGGUGGCUUAAAGAAACCGUGCCUGAUAACUCCACUUGUUGUGCCCGUUGCCAUGCCCCACCUGGUACUAAAGGCAGGUACAUUGGUGAUCUUGACCAGCGAGACUUCACGUGCUACGCACCUGUGAUUGUGGAGCCACCCACUGACCUGAACGUGACGGAGGGAAUGGCAGCGGAGCUGAAAUGCCGCACUGGGACAUCCAUGACUUCUGUUAACUGGUUGACCCCCAAUGGAACCUUGAUGACGCAUGGAGCGUACAAGGUUCGGAUCUCGGUCCUGCAUGAUGGAACCCUGAAUUUCACCAACGUGACCAUGCAAGACACCGGACCCUACACCUGUAUGGUCACCAACUCUGCUGGCAACACCACAGCGACUGCUGUGUUAAACGUCUCUGCAUCUGACCCAGGCAAUGGCUACAGCUACUUCACAACUGUUACUGUUGAGACCGUAGAGACUGGGCAAGAUGGCCACGAUUCGGCACGGCAGUUCGUCAACGAGACGUUUAUCAGUUUUCCAGGCCCGACGGCUGCAUCUGCAUCGGCAGGUCCAACUGGCUCGAUGCUGUCCUCCUUGUCGCCUCGAGCCACUCGUGCACCCGAUCGCCCUUUCACGGUCUCCAUCACAGACGUCGCCAACGUGACGGGCAUUGAAGGCGUAAUGAAGACGACCAAGAUCAUCAUCGGCUGCUUUGUGGCCAUCACCUUCAUGGCGGCCGUGAUGCUGGUCGUCUUCUACAAGCUUCGCAAGCAGCACCAACUGCACAAACACCACGGCCCGGCACGUGCCAUAGAGAUCAUCAACGUCGAGGAUGAGAUCGGAUCUGCCGGUGGAGCUAGCGGCAUCACGGGAGGGAGCACCGUCCACACAGGAGCAGGUUCCAUUGUAGGAAGCGGACAGAGUCCAAGGAAUCAUGACCCUGAGAUCAUGACUCUGCCGAGCGUUGGGCAAGUGGACCACCUUAACCACUACUAUAAAUCGCAUCACUUUAACAACAACGUGCUAGGCUUGAACAUGGCCUCUGGAAUGCUUAACAACAAACCCAACCCGUCCUCCCAAAACCAGGCUUCGACCAUGAAAAUGGGGACUUCCGGUGACCCCUCCAACCCUGGCUCAACCUCACCUCCUCUGCCAAUUCCCAUCCCAAUGGCGAUGACCUUCCAUGGAACUCUGAAAGGCCUUAGUCACGUUCCCAACAUGCAGACUGAGCCCCUGUUGCUAUCGAAUGGCUCCAAGGAGAGCGUUCAGGAGACCCAGAUCUGAUUACCCUCGCAUACACGUGCAUACGCAGAAAGGGAAGUAGACUGGUUUUCACGCCAGUGUGACUGUCGAGUCUCUGCGGUCUUUGACUUUUGGAACUCCGUCCCUUUCCGACAGAUUCUAUGGAAUAUUCCGUUCGCUGAACAGAGAGACAGGCUUUUACUGAAGAAGUGGACAUGGCGCUGUUGAGUACAUACGUGCCAAAGCAAGCGUCUUUUUUGCAGUUCUUAUGAGUUGUGUCCACGUAUAAAAAAAUAUAGUCUAUAUUAAAGUAGUGUAAUUACUUAAGUGUUGGUUUGCCACAGUCCAGCGACACCGAGUACACACACUGAUGUACAGCAGCUAACAGACCUGUAUAAAAGCAUACACACAUUUACACUUCCCGGAGGUUGACAUCAUUAUUCAUCAUACUCACCUCGGUAGGUAGUGUACCUGUGUGUGUGUGUGUGUGUGUGUGUGUAUGUGAGUGUGUGUGUAAGGGACGGUAUUAACUGAGACUAAUUCAAAAAUAAAGACUUAAACUGCUGUGAUCCAGAACACAUGCUCAUGUUCACUCUGCGUCAUGAUGACAUUCUGAAUCUAGCACAAGUGAGGAUCAGUUCAUAAGCUCAGAAAUCUGAACUCUAAAAGACACCAGUUUCAGGGUGACAUACACUUUCAUCGUACCUAGAGGAGAGGGCAGAGGGAAGAAGCCUUUCCAUGUGAACAAUAAGAGUACUUGGCUGCUGUCCUCAGCAAAGGUACCACAGUACCGGCUGCCGUAGUGCAAACUCUCUGUGCAUAUCUGCGUUCGAAGAGAUCUUGAGUGUCAUAUGUUUGUCUUAACGCCUGAAUUGAAGAGUAACAGCAGUGUGUAAGGGCUAUUUCACUGGCAUUCGAUGUGUGCAGAACGUGUCUGGACUUAAAGUCAACAUGAAACGCAACAUUUAACUUCUGUAGUAUGAGGAUGUUCAAUGGACGCAGGGCGGGACUUGACUCUAUUCUUCAGGAAUUGAUUGGAUCGUGAAAAGCAGUCGAGAGGGAUUGUCACAGUAGCUGAGCCGGAAAAUCAUUUCAGAGGUGGAGCAGGUUACAUUUUGAUAAAAGAUUCCGAAGAUAUUUUUUUUUUACUCGGCAUAACGUGCACAGAUGACUCGUGCACAAUACGGAAUGUGUGUUAACGUAAACGGCGUCCAUUUUGAGUUCAUGUUGACUUUAAAAUAAGCUGUAUUAAAGCUUUGACAUACACUGGGAAACGCAGCACAGGGGAUUUCGCUGACAUGAAAAAUUUUAGAUUUUUAACAGAGAGAGAAUGAAAGACAUUGUGAAAAUGUCCAGAUUUUUCUGAUGAAAGAUUUUGCAAUAUGACAUGUAAUCUAAUGUAAAGAUUUUCAAGUAUACUGUUUAUAGACCAAAUCGCUGGGUUUGGGAAUCAGGGUUCAGGGAAUGGGAAUAAUACCGCUCUUGAGCCGCUUAAAAUUUAACGUUAGCCAUCCAUUUGGGGGGAAACUUGUAUGCCUCACUUUCAGAGAGUAUUUUCUUUGAAGAGAUUCGCGGACUGACAGGUCCUUCGUGGGAGCCAUACGACAACUGCUGACUACAUAAAGCGUUCUAUUCAUCCUUGAAUGGCUUUGAAGUUGUAUAAUAACAAUGUGCAAUGUGCCAUUAAUUGGAGUAGAGUACACAUGCGUGUAUUAUUGUAAUUGCUGCAUUAAACUUUAUUCGGUUUUUUAAUUUCCAAUUCAUCAUCUUUUAUCAGAUUGUUGGUGUUAAAAUUGAUUCGUCCUUUUUUUAAAUGCUGGGAACUUUCUUAAAUCAAACCGGGCAGUUGUUUUCUGCAUUCAUUCAGUGAUUGAGGACACAAGUGCUAUACAUAGUUUACCAUUAUAUCCCACCAGUCCUUCAAAUGUCUCCCUGCUAGUCUUCAUAAUGGAAACACAGGGCAAAUAUAUAUAUUUUUUCUGCUGCUUUCAUUGCUUUACAUAUUUCUCCCUACAGUAUGAAGGCUGAUUGUGUUUGAAUAUCCAGUGGAGUUGCUUAGCAACAACAUCAUUGCCAGGAAAUGCUCUUAAAAGCUUAUUGUAGCACCUGACCCUAUCUGCUGAUGCGGAACAUAGGUAGAUCAAAAUUACGUCAGUAUCACAUAAGUAAAAGGUUAGUUAAUGUGAGGAACGCAUCCUCCGUGCCUCGCUUUGUGUCCUCGACGCCAGAAAAGACAGAAACGUGCAAAUUUUGAGGUGUGCGUUUUUGCAUUCAUCUCGGAUCCAGAUCUAUUUAACGUUAGCAAACUAAACGAUUUUGGCAAAACACGCGUAUAAUUUCAAAGCUUCAUGAAACAAGCCUUGAUUUGCUGCAUGAAGAAGAUUUUCAUUCUUAAAGUAUUUCAUUGGACAUGAAACUGAGCGCAUCGGUUUAUUUUCCUGAAAGAGAACAACUGAAGUUUUUUAAAUGCACAUGUAUCUGAUCAUUUUGGAGAUUUUUUCUUCUUUUUUUUAAUUUUUUUUAUAAGUACACCAGCAUAUAGCAAACAUACAUCGACUAAAAGCCACAAAUGGAGUCUUUGCUUGAGUCAGACUCGCAUUUGAGCCUUUCCAUACCUCUUUUUCUAUUAUAUGAGUAAACUUGUGAAACGUCAAACGGCCAAAUGCUUACCUGCCCAAGAUCAUGAGGCGGUGAAUCAGUCAGCGUUCAGAUGUGUGUCGUCCCGUAGCAGGUUGUUCUUCUCAUCUAUGCAUCCUCUCUGCGGCCAGCAAAAUCACAUUACCCUUACGGCUACUGAGAGACAAUUCAUCUAAACCUUUCCCCAUUUUCGAAAGCUGCUCUAAGCUGAUUUCACUGGUUGUGAGACGAAGACACUGGGGCUGAGACCCGUGUUGAAGCUGUUUCUGAAUCAGCACAGAAAGAUUGUAUUAUGACUAUUAAAUGAAGCGGUAUCAUCACUGUAGACUCUUAAUGUGGUGGGUCUCUCGCUCUCCGUCUCUCUGUCUCGAUCACCUUCUCACAUUGACCAUGUGUUCAUGUAUUGCCAUGUAUAUAAUCUAAAGAUGUAAAUAUUCUCUAUUUUUUGACUUACCAUUAGCAGAACACGUGUUCUUCAGGAUUUGAAACAGAACGAAGCUUUUUGGAACUAUCUGCAUUUCUCUUUCCCUCUAUUUAUGUGUGAAUCUCAUGAAAACGGGCCACUUUAAAAAUAAUCCCACAGAAAAAUAAUCCCGGUUUUUGAAGCAUUAAGUUGUUGUUUUUUUAUCUUUGUGACAUUUCAUUUUAUGAUAAAGCUAAUUUUACAGCUAGUGCUUUAUGGAUAUUUUUUUUUUUUAUUUUUGUAAUUUUCAAAUUGUAUUGCAGAUUCUCCUUUCUGUGUAUAGUACAAAAAGUAAUAUAAAUAAAUUAGCAUUAGAGUACAUAGAGCAUUUUUAUUUUACAAUUUUGAAAAGGAUUUUCUCUUGCAGUUUUAUUCUGAUGAAAUGUCACCGCUGAUGAAAAAACGAAAAACAGGCAGAAUAAUACAAUUUUGUGCUGAAACUUAACCAGUUUUUGGCCAUUUUUUUGAGAUUCACUCGUAUGUUUCUCUGUAUCUCUAUCUUUACAACAACACACUCCUCAAAAAAAAAAAAAAAAAAAAAAAAAAAAAUCAUCUUUUUGCAUUAAAAAAAUAAACUGAAACAGUACCUGGAAGCAGGCUCUGUUCCAUUAAGAUCUGUUCUUCAUCAGUUUAGCUAUUUAUUUGUACUGAGUAUUUUUAGUUUAUUUGCUUUCUUUUCUCUGUUGAUACUGUGUGGUUCGGCUGUGGAGAGCUAGUUGAUUGGCCAGCAGUUCCGGGUCAAAGGUUGUGGCAAAUGCUUAACUGUGCGUGUGAGCCUCUGCACUAUGCCAUUCGCUACACAGAUGCUCUUUAUCAAUAAAAAAUUGUCAUUUUUGGCUUUAGAACUCUGA
Puntigrus tetrazona (Sumatra barb) is the source of this 6830-nucleotide messenger RNA. It is a transcript of the gene lrrc4bb, whose product is annotated as leucine rich repeat containing 4Bb. Lineage: Eukaryota; Metazoa; Chordata; Actinopteri; Cypriniformes; Cyprinidae. The record is from RefSeq and is a predicted model, not a curated record. Gene Ontology annotation, molecular function: protein binding. The transcript is spliced from 5 exons. Gene Ontology annotation, cellular component: plasma membrane. The coding region runs from base 747 to 2921 and encodes 724 amino acids.